Cynara cardunculus var. scolymus (artichoke) is the source of this 2398-nucleotide messenger RNA. RefSeq names its product G-type lectin S-receptor-like serine/threonine-protein kinase At4g27290. Gene Ontology annotation, molecular function: protein serine/threonine kinase activity; ATP binding. The coding region runs from base 1 to 2220 and encodes 739 amino acids. Lineage: Eukaryota; Viridiplantae; Streptophyta; Magnoliopsida; Asterales; Asteraceae. The transcript has 7 exons. The record is from RefSeq and is a predicted model, not a curated record. Gene Ontology annotation, biological process: recognition of pollen; protein phosphorylation.
AUGGAUGGCUUUUUCACAAGUUUAUUGAUUUCCAUUGCUUUAUUCUUGCUGCUUUUUUCACCUUCUGUUGCAGUAGACAGCAUAGCUGCAAAUCAAGUAAUCAAAGAUGGUGAAACCAUUGUUUCAGCUGGAGAAAUGUAUGAAAUGGGAUUCUUUAGCCCUGCUAACUCCAGGAAUCGUUACUUGGGGAUAUGGUACAAGAAGGUGGCAACGGGUACAGUGGUAUGGGUUGCUAACAGAGAAUUACCCUUAUCCAAUAGAUCAGGCACCUUCAAAGUCAAUAGUCAGGGACGCCUGCUGAUUUCCUGCUGUGGUGAUACCGUAAUCUGGUCAUCCACUUCUUCAGCAUUUGUCAGAUAUAUUAAUCCAGUGGCUAAACUUCUGGAUACUGGAAAUUUUGUUGUGAAGGAUGGGAACAGUACUGAUGAGACAAAUUUCAUUUGGCAAAGUUUUGAUUAUCCUGGUGACACCUUACUACCUGGAAUGAAACUUGGGAAGGACUUUGUAACAGGAACUAACAGGAACUUAACAUCAUGGAAGAGUCCCAAUGACCCUUCUCUAGGUCAGUAUGUAAAUUAUGUAGACACAAAUGGAUAUCCACAAGUGUUCAUACUCGGGCAAGGUUUACUCAAACGCAUAAGGUAUGGACCAUGGAAUGGCAUUAGGUUUAGUGGUCUGCCUAAUGAGAUGCCAAAUCCAAUUUACUCAGUUGACUUUGUUGUUAACCAGAAGGAAGUAUAUUAUAAAUCCGAGCUUAAGAGUUCAACUGUUCAGAUGAUGCGGUUGAUGUGGGACGGCAGCAUGGUAAUAUUGCGUUGGAACAAUCGAAGCGGUGAAUGGAUUGUUUUUGCUAAUAGUCUACUGGAUAUGUGUAAUGGCUAUGGACUAUGUGGUCCUUAUGGAAGCUGUGACAUCAGCAAGACUCCUUCUUGUACUUGUAUGGAUGGUUUUGAACCAAAACGUCCGGAUGAAUGGAACAUGGCAGGUUGGUCGAGUGGGUGCCAACGCAAAGUUCCUUUAGAUUGUGAUGUCACGGAAGACUUUUGGAAAAUCAAAGGAAUGAAAUUUCCUGACACACAAAAAUCUUGGUACAAUAAGAGCAUGACCCUUGGCGAGUGUGAGAUGGCCUGCAGGAAAAAUUGCUCUUGCACGGCUUAUGCAAAUUUAGAUAUCAGAAGAGGAGGGAGUGGAUGCUUAUUAUGGUUUGGCGAACUGUUGGAUUUUAAAGUUUGUGAUGAGAGUCAAGAUCUUUAUAUAAGAAUGCCGGCCUCUCUUCUAAAAGAUGAUGGUCUUACGAUCUCCCAAUCUGGCAUCAAAAUGAUUCGAGUACUCACCAUCACCUUGUCAAUUUUGUUGGUUUUGCUGGGCUUGUCCUUAGCAGUGUAUGUUUAUAAGAAGAAAAGGAGAAGGUCUCACACGAAAGGACGAGGUCGCAGGGUACAUGCCCUUGAUAAAAAGUACUCGGAUGUAGAGAAGGAUGAUCUAGACCUGAAUUUUAUUAGCUUAUCUAAAAUAGUUAAGGCUACAAAUAACUUUUCCAUUGACAAUAAGCUCGGAGAAGGUGGCUUCGGUCCAGUUUACAAGGGAGUGUUGGAAAGCGGACAAGAAAUAGCUGUGAAGAAACUUUCAGAAACUUCUGAGCAGGGGUACGAUGAGUUCUACAAUGAAGUUGUUUGUGUUGCCAGACUUCAGCAUCGGAAUCUUGUGAAGCUUCUUGGAUACUGCAUGGAUGAAGAUGAAAGGAUCCUGAUUUAUGAAUACCUGCCUAACAAAAGCUUGGACUUAUAUCUAUUUGAUGAAACCAAAAGUUCUAUGCUGGAAUGGCCUCUGCGCUUUGAUAUUAUCCGUGGGAUUGCUAAAGGUAUUCUCUAUCUCCAUCAAGAUUCUCGCCAUCGAAUCAUCCACAGAGAUCUCAAAGCAAGCAAUAUUCUGCUGGAUCGUGACAUGAACCCAAAAAUAUCAGAUUUUGGGCUUGCUAGAGAGUUUGGAGGAGACCAGAUUACAGACAAGACAAAGAAAGUGGUUGGAACAUAUGGUUAUAUUUCACCCGAGUAUGCAAUUCAUGGGCGUUACUCUGUGAAAUCGGAUGUUUUCAGUUUUGGUGUUUUGGUACUGGAGAUGGUGAGUGGGAGGAAAAACAGAGAAUUCUCUCAUGAAGAUGUCAAUGAUAACCUUCUUGGACAUGACAGAGGAAAACCACCCCCAUUCUCUCACUUUUGAUCAUGGAUUUCGGUUUCAAUCAGGCAUGGAGACUUUAUAGAGAAGGCAAGUGUCCUGAGCUCAUGAGUCCUUGUUUACGCAACUCUUGCAUUGUCUCAGAAGUGGAACGAACAAUACAUGUUGGUCUAUUGUGUGUGCAAAAUCUUGCACCGGAUAGACCAACAAUGUCGUCAGUGGU